AUGGCGGCGCCGGCAGCCCUGCUGCUGGCACACCGCCCUGUGCACCGCAUCCUGCUGAUCAUCGGCGCCGGCAAGCUUGCCGCGGCGCGGAUGCAUCUAGCGCUUGAAGCAUCGAUGCGUCCCGUCAUUGUAUGGCACGGCCACGCCGCAGACGCACACGCCGAUGUGCGCGACGCCGUCGAGGCAGCGCGAGCCGCGUGGCAUAGCGCGCCGUACGAGGCGUUUUUUCCGCAAGAUACGCGUGCGUGCGAGCACACCUGGCGUGCCAUGAUUGCCGCACUCGACGGCGCGGAGGCGGCCGUGUUUGCCGUGUGCAUCACCGAUACGCUCGCGCAAGAUACAGACGAGGCGCGCGACGUGCGUCGCGCGUGUAUGGAGCGCUGCACGCUCCUUGCGACGCUGUGCCGGCAGCUUCGGCUGCCGCUCAAUGUCACGGACCAGCCCGCUCUGUGCGACGUGAGCCUGCCCGCCGUGCACCGCUUUCCGUGCGGCCCGAGCGGCCCGAGCGGCAGCGACGGCGCGCCCUCCUCGCUCCAAGUCGCGGUCACGACCAACGGCCGCGGCUGCCGCCUGGCCGGGCGCAUACGGCGCACGAUUGUCUCGUCGCUUCCGCCAAAUGUGGGCGAUGCCGUAGAGCGCAUCGGCGAGAUGCGCGAGAUGGCGAAAGAGAGCGAUGCGGCGCUGGGCGAAGAAGACGAGUCGAGCGUGCGCGACACGCUCGGGUACAGCCAUUCGCACGAUACCGCAUCAAGUGCGGCGCAGCAGCGGCGGCGCAUGCGCUGGGUCGCGCAGAUUAGCGAGUACUGGCCGCUCGAGCGCCUGGGGCGCCUGGGGCGCGCCGAGAUGCAAAGCCUGCUCGCGACGCAGCUGCACGACGCGAACGCGGACGCAGACGCGCCGCAGUGCUCUGCACAUGACCUGCUGGAUGCAAGCGAGCGCGCGCCGAAACGCUCGCGGCACGAACUGGAUCUGCGAAGCAGCGUGCCGCGUGGCCAGGUAUACUUGCUGGGCUCUGGCCCCGGCGAUCCGCGCCUCUUGACGGUAGCAGCGCACCAGAUUCUCACCUCGUCCCACACGCACCUGAUCCUCUCUGACAAGCUUGUCCCCACCGCCGUCCUGGCGCUUAUUCCCGCGAGCACAGCGCUGGUGAUUGCGAAAAAGUUUCCCGGCAACGCCGAGGGCGCGCAGUCCGAGCUGAUCUCGCUCGCGAUGGAGGCCGUCAGCCAAGGCAAGACGGUCGUGCGCCUCAAGCAGGGCGACCCCUAUGUCUUUGGCCGCGGCGGCGAAGAGCUGGUCGCAUUCCGCAACGCAGGCGUCGCGUGCACCACCGUGCCUGGGAUCAGCAGCGCGUUUGCGGGCCCCCUGCUCGUAGACAUCCCGGUAACGCAGCGCGGCGCCGCAGACAGCCUUGUGCUCUGCACCGGCGUCGGGCGCGGUGGGCGCCAAACGAGCCUGCUUGGCUACGAGCGCGCGCGCACGCUGCUCGUGCUGAUGGGCGUCGCACGCCUCCGCGCCGUUGUCGACGCGCUCAGCGCGCCGCACGACACCGCUGCGCGCCAGGGCCCCCCAUUCCCGCCGUACGUGCCCAUUGCCAUCGUGGAGCGCGCGAGCUCCGAGGACCAGCGCGUGAUUGCCUCGACGCUGGAGCGCAUCUGCGACGUGCUCGAGAACCGCGUCCCCGACGGACAGCGCCCGCCCAGCAUGAUGGUCAUCGGCUGGGCUGUGCUGAGUCUCGCGGGCACUGUCGCUGGCAACGGCGUGCUGGACGACGAAGAGCGGUGUGCCGCCGAGCACAGCACGCGCGCCGCGGCAGACACGGCGCUCGCAGCGCUCGAUGCGGCGCGCGUCGAGCAAUGGCUCGGGCCUAAAGGCUACAUCAUUCACGAGGGCCUGCCUCAGGGCUACCAAAAUAUCGAAUCUUACAUGCACAGCGCACACGACGCGCUGCCACCCCGCAGCACCGCGGGAUGGGCCGCGCCGCGCUACGGCGCACACAACGCGCUCCAGGGCGGCUGGACGCCGCGCGAGCGCGGCGCUUCAUAG
Molecule: messenger RNA, 2043 nt
Organism: Malassezia vespertilionis
Lineage: Eukaryota; Fungi; Basidiomycota; Malasseziomycetes; Malasseziales; Malasseziaceae
Gene: MET1
Product: uroporphyrinogen-III C-methyltransferase
Exons: 1
Coding region: 1-2043 (680 amino acids)
Biological process (GO): siroheme biosynthetic process
Molecular function (GO): uroporphyrin-III C-methyltransferase activity
Source: RefSeq, a predicted model, not a curated record